ACAGAAUCGGUCAAGUCAAAAGGGUGGACAUAAUAGAUAAUAUAAAAACAUAAUACAAGGUGAUCAACAAUGGUUACCAUAAUGCCUCCCGCUAUCUCUAAUAGAAGGGUUGGUUUGUUUUGGUCUAAGACACAGUCUGGCUAUGCAGAUCAGGCUGGACUUGAACUCACUAUGUAGCCCAGGCUGGCCUCAAAUUUGCAGUGCUCCUUCUGCCUCAGUUUCCAAAGUGCUAAGAUUCCAGGUAUGUACCACUAUGUCCGGCUCUUAUUUUAAACGUUAAGAUUUUUCUUUCUGGGAGAUUAAUGUUAUCUUUAGUUUUGCUCUUGAAUAUUAAUUUUAUGUAUAUUAUGUGCUUUAUAAAGUUAGACUUACCUUAUGAUGCACAAGAAUAGUGAUAAACAUUAGGGGAGCAAAUUAUAUAAAGGAUGACUUAUGUGCAUUUCCUACUAAGGAAGUAGUUGUAUUGAAAUGUAAUAGUUUCAUUUAAAACCUGUAAUAAAAAUUAUGCAUUUGGCCCUUGUCCCUGGUUCCUGGCAUAAAACCUUUGGAAUUUCUUGACAGAAUGGAACAGAGGAGGGAGAUGAGGCAUGGAGACUAAGUUUAGCCACCAGUGGCCAAUGAUUGAAUUGAUUAUGCCAUUGUAAUAAAAGAUUUUUGGUAGAACUCUAGGACUCCUGACUUCUCAGUGAACACAUCAGUGUAUUCACUGAAAAUAUGUAGAGCUCUGCACUGAAAAAUCUAUGCUAGCCUUCACCCCCAUACUGGUUGAUUUUGGGUGUUAUGCUUUGUGUCUAGAUGUCCCCCCAAAGCCUCAUGCAGUCAUAGGUAGGGUUUUACAGGGGUGGCUGGAUCUAUAGUGUGUGGCUGGUUUAUGCAGUGCUAGGAUUAACUGUGAGUGAUUACUAAAGCAGUCCACUGAUUGGUUUGGCACCGCCCUAACCCUGGUAGUCUAGGUAGAAUAUAAAAGGGGCAGAAAACAGCUGCUAGGUCCUUGCUCACUUGCUUUGCUACCUUCUACCCACUGGGAACCAUUUCUCCUCUGCGAUGUCCCUUUGCUAUGCCACCCUGCCUCAGAGCCAGUCAAUAUCUGACCAAGCAGGUGGAACUUCUACGGCAAAUGAACGAACAGCAUGCAAAAGUUUAUGAGCAAUUGGAUGUCACGGCAAGGGAACUGGAAGAAACAAAUCAAAAGCUAGUUGCUGACAGCAAGACCUCACAGCAAAAAAUUCUGAGCCUGACAGAAACAAUUGAGUGUCUGCAAACCAAUAUUGAUCACCUCCAAAACCAAGUCGAGGAAUUGAAAUCAUCUGGCCCAGGGAGGAGGAGACAGAGGAGAUGUGACCAGGAGAAACCAACACCCAGCUUCUCCUGUCUGAAAGAGCUCUAUGACCUCCGCCAACACUUCGUUUAUGACCAUGUAUUUGCCGAGAAGAUCACUUCCUUGCAUAGUCAGCAAAGCCCUGAAGAAGAAGAAAAUGAGCACUUGAAAAAGACAGUGACAAUGCUGCAGGCCCAGCUGAGCCUGGAGCGUCAGAAGCGCCUGACCAUGGUGGAGGAGUACGAGCUCGUGCUGAAGGAGAACAGUGAGUUGGAGCAGCAGCUGAGAGCCAUAGAUGCCUACCAGGCAAGGGCUCUGGAGCUGGAGGCCGAGGUGGUGGAGAUGCGCCGCAUGCUGCAGGCAGAGCAUCCUUUUAUGAAUGGAGUUGAGAAGCUGAUGCCAGACUCUGUGUUGGUUCCUUUCAAAGAGCCCAGCCAGAGUCUGCUGGAGGAGAUAUUCCUCACAGUUUCAGAAGUGUACAAAAAGCCUCUCAAACGCAGCAGUAGUGACACAGUCCUCAGCAGCCUGGCAGGGAGCGAUAUUGUGAAGGGCCACGAGGAGACCUGCAUCAGGAGGGCUAAGGCUGUAAAGCAGAGAGGCAUCUCCCUUCUGCACGAAGUAGAUACUCAGUAUAGUGCCCUGAAGGUGAAGUAUGAAGAGCUGCUGAAGAAGUGCCAGCAGGAGCAGGAUUCCCUAUCACACAAAGCUGUGCAGACCACCAGGGCUUCGGCUAGAGACCUGAUGAGAGUUGAUCCCCAGGCUGAGCCUGGCACUGAUGCCCUGCCCGAGCUUGAAACCAAUGGCUGGGAACCUUCUCCUGUCACCCCGGAGUGCGUCGGUUCUCCUACUGCCACAGCACCUCCAGAAUACAAGGCACUAUUUAAGGAGAUCUUUAGUUACAUCAAUAAAACUAAACAGGAAAUAGAUGAACAGAGAACGAAAUACCGAUCUCUGUCCCCUCAUUCUUAACCUGCUGCUCUACUGCUAAUUGGCCUAUUUCCCUUCAUCUCUGCCUCCCAUUCUGACGACUGUUUAUGGACUUGAAAGUCCUUAUUUAGCAAAUGCAGACAGCAAGGAAAGCAGAUAGCUACUGCUAUCCUUCCACAAUUCAUUUGAAGCUACCUAAGAAAUGCCAUGACAAACUGACCUCUGGCUGGUGCAGAUUAAGCCGGUUGCUGGAAAAGCACUGAAACCAGUGGAGGGAGGUCCACGAUCCAUGACAAAUAGGCCUCGAGUUACUGUAGUACUGGAGGAGGGGCACAGAGUGAGAAAGAACAAGCCAAGGCAAUACCUGUUGCCUCCUUGCUCAACUUCUCAAAACUAGAAGCUGGAGGGCUGCUACACUGAGAUCUUGUAAACACUGCUGAUGACUGUGAACUCAUUUGGAAGAAUGUUUAAGAGAAAGCAUAAUGCUCUUAAGACUGGAGUCUUGUUAUGUGUGCUACCAGUUGAACUGUGACUGACAGAUAAUCCUGAUAUAUAUCAAUCUAACUGAAUCCCAAAUUGAAAUGGCAACUCUAAUUAGAUGAAAACUUGUUGGUAUGGCCCUCAAGGGCCGCCACCACCCACAUUCAAAUGUUUUACUCAAAGAUAUAGUUAUUAGGUGAUUAUAUAAAUGUUUAAGUUCCUUUCUCAAAUUUAGACUACAAGGUAAAAAACCCCUUCCUCUCUUAGGUGUUGUGAGCUGGUAGAUCUGCCAGCCAGAAGCUGCUCCUGUUCAAUUUUUAUCAUCCCGUAAGUAAUUUUGACUUGUUGUAGAAAUUCUUGUUUACUUUAUUAAGCUGUAUUGAUGUUUCUGACUGUAGAAAUAUAUUUGUCUUUUCACUUGCAUACUUUUAAUUUAAAACUAUUUAAAAGAACUGAAGUUCUGAUUGUUGUAUAUAUUUUUCUAAAAGCCAAAUAAAGUUACCUAUGAAAAGAAA
Messenger RNA from Cavia porcellus (domestic guinea pig), 3240 nucleotides. It is a transcript of the gene Cdr2, whose product is annotated as cerebellar degeneration related protein 2. Bases 1058 to 2287 code for a protein of 409 amino acids. The record is from RefSeq and is a predicted model, not a curated record. The transcript is spliced from 4 exons. Lineage: Eukaryota; Metazoa; Chordata; Mammalia; Rodentia; Caviidae.